Molecule: messenger RNA, 2019 nt
Organism: Apiotrichum porosum
Lineage: Eukaryota; Fungi; Basidiomycota; Tremellomycetes; Trichosporonales; Trichosporonaceae
Exons: 6
Coding region: 1-2019 (672 amino acids)
Biological process (GO): transmembrane transport; carbohydrate transport
Cellular component (GO): membrane
Molecular function (GO): carbohydrate:proton symporter activity
Source: RefSeq, a predicted model, not a curated record
AUGGAGACCUCCGGAGGCCACAUUUCCUUGAUUCCUUCAGGCCCCCCCCCCCCCCCCCCUCUCCUCGCAGGGAUGGCAUACGUCGAUUCGGAUGACGGAAAACAAUUGCAGCAGAUGUUUUUGUACAGAUUUGCCGUCUCCAGCCGCGCCGACAACUCCAGCUGUCCCUGCACAGGUUACCACACGGCCGAAACCGACGGCCGCAGCCCCGUUGGUAUUCCCCAGGGGGGACCACUACCCAGUGGCCAGUGGGCCAGUGCCAAGACCGUUACCAGGGCACAUUUCGCGGCGAACACCUUUUUUGGACUCGGUGGAUCAGUGACCGUAGUCUGGGUCCCCGGUAUCUCUGGUUGUCCUGACAAAGGGAGAGCUGCGGUGGCAGUGGCAGAUCUUCGGAUAUUCGGCGACCAUCUGGCCCGAGGCCAGAAUGCUCCCCCUACAACUUACACCAUCGACUUCACCAUGAGCAGUGCCUCAAACCCCCUCGCGCACCUGCGCAACAACACCGCCGAAUGGUGGUUCAAGGACCGUGGUCUCCGUCAACUGGCGUUGGGCAUCGCUGUCGGCUUUUCUAGCAGUGUCACCCUCGGAUACGACGGAUCCGUCAUGACCGGUCUUCAGGCCAACCCGCUUUUCAUGACCGCCAUCGAGAACCCUGGCGCGACGAUGCUCGGCACCGUCGUCGCCGCGCAGUCCAUGGGUGCCAUUCCUGCGUACGUCCCCGGUGCCAUGCUUUCCGACAAGUUUGGCCGUAAGGCCAUUAUGUCCCUCGCCUAUGUCGUUAUCAUCGCUGGCGCCCUCGUUCAAACAUUUACAACUGGCCCUUGGAAGCUGUUUGGCGGACGUUUCAUUGUCGGGUUUGGCGGCUCCUUGGCCAAUGUCGCUGGUGGACCGUACACUACCGAAAUUGCCCACCCUCGCAACCGCGCCCAGACGACUGCCCUUAUUCAGACUUGCUACUACAUUGGUGGCAUUAUCGCUGCAUGGGUGACAUUUGGCGCCGUUUACAUGGAGGGCACCAAUUGGAGCUGGCGCAUGUGCUGCCUGUUCCAAAUCAUCAUUCCUGCCAUGGCCCUUUGCACCAUUCCAUUCAUUCCCGAGUCGCCACGCUGGCUCGUUGCUAAAGGACGCUUUGAAGAGGCCCACGCCAUACUGGCAAAAUACCAUGCCAACGGCGACAUGGAGGAUGAGCUUGUCUUGUACGAGCUUGAGGAAAUCAAGGAGGCCAUCGACCUUGAGAGCAGCGCUGCGCAAUCUACGAGUUACAUGACCUUUUUCAAGACCAGGGGCAACCUCUGGCGUUUGUCUAUCAUUAUUUCAAUUGGGUUUACGAGCCAGUGGAUCGGAAACGGUGUCAUUAGUUACUACCUCGUUUCCAUCCUCGAGUCUGUGGGCAUCACCAACUCUGCACAGCAAACGGGCUACAACGGUGGUCUCCAGGUCUUCAACUGGCUCGCCGCAAUCGGCGGCUCUCUUGUCUCGGAGCGCUUUGGUCGCCGCAAGCUGUGGCUCACGUCGGCAAUCGGCAUGUUCUUUUCCUACGUUGUCAUUACCGCAUGCUCUGCCACUUACGCCAACGGUCAAGAUGGCGCUGGCAAGGCAGUCUUGGCCUUCUUGUUCGUCUUCUUCGCAUUCUACGACAUUGGCUAUACACCUUUCACCUUGUCAUACCCCCUGGAGAUUCUGCCCUUCAGCCUUCGUUCCAAGGGUGUGGCCAUUCUCAUGACCUGCGCCAUGGGAAGCAGUCUGUUCAACACCUACGUAAACCCGAUCGCUCUCGAACACCUCGCCUGGAAGUACUACUUCUGUUUCCUCGCUGUUCAGAUCUACGCCAUCGUCAUCAUCUACUUCACCUUCCCCGAGACCAAGGGCCGCAUGCUGGAAGAGAUCGCCGUCAUCUUUGACGGCGAGUCGGCUCGUCUCCCCGCCGAAAGCCACCUCCAGGAGGAGCAUGAGAUUAAAAAGGAGGCAGCGCAUGUGGAAAACAACCCUGGAUACGACAACGAGAAGGCGGCUUGA